AUGCGGUCCGGCGCAGGAGGGAUCAUGGAGCGUCUGGACACGACUUGGAUCCUGGCCAAGGCGGGCGGCUGUGAAAAGACAGAGUCGAGUCCCGCCACGCUGGGUCUGACCAAUAUGGCCGGCGUGUUCAUCAUGGUGGCAGCGGGAAUCGUGGCCGGCGUCUUCUUGAUCUUCAUCGAGAUCGCCUACAAGCGGCGUCGCGGCGUCAAGGAGAAACAGUUGCGUCUGGCCCGAGCUGCCAGCAGUCGGUGGCGCACCAACAUUGAGGUGAGUCGUUGGGACGCCGACCUUUUCCGCUACACCGCCGGGUUGGACGAGCAGUCAGGCUGCAACCCAACCAACUGGGGCCGGCAUGAUUGUAUAGUUUGCUGGUCCGGUGGAAGGAGGAUGAGACCCAGACUGGGCCGGCAACUGGCAAUCACCGUCUGCGGUAUUCGAGCUUAG
Molecule: messenger RNA, 444 nt
Organism: Protopolystoma xenopodis
Lineage: Eukaryota; Metazoa; Platyhelminthes; Monogenea; Polystomatidea; Polystomatidae
Source: the annotation of a GenBank genome assembly